Messenger RNA from Pleuronectes platessa (European plaice), 1229 nucleotides. RefSeq lists its product as uncharacterized. The coding region runs from base 564 to 1136 and encodes 190 amino acids. The transcript has 2 exons. The record is from RefSeq and is a predicted model, not a curated record. NCBI's taxonomy places the organism in Eukaryota, Metazoa, Chordata, Actinopteri, Pleuronectiformes, Pleuronectidae.
UAUCGUGUGAUUUAAUGUAAAUUGUGUUUAUUUUAAAAUCACUAAGAAGUGGGAGCCAGACUUUUAGGUCUUUAUUAAAAACAGUUUUAAUCAAAGAAGUUUCCGGGACCAGUGGACUCCAUGUCGCACCGAGGGGAAGCGGCGGAGUCCCCCGGCCUCAUGGAGGGUUUCCCUGGGGCUGAGUGAGAAUCGAUCCGUGUACCUGAGGAUCGUUUCUCACUCAUCCAGCUGCUGAACAUCUGCUUCUCCUCUGGUGCUCACUCGGAGCAGGACACGGUGGAAAGGACCGUGUUUCCUGUUUGUUCACAUCGCACUUCCGAGCCUUGGCUAGCCCUACAGAGCGAGCUAAUCUAUCGGCCUGUUGGUUAGACAUUAGCUUCAGUUCAUGAAUCACUAUAUGUCGUGUUGUUAUGUCUGUGCUGUCAGUUGUUAAACAGCCAUGAGAUGAACUGUUGACAACAGGGCGCGACUCGACGAUCCGCCUCGGCUAACAACAAAGCUAAAGCUAGCACGCGUGACUGCUAGCUUUAGCGCUAGCCGUCCAUGUGCGUGCGGGAGCAGCGAUGCGGUGCGUGCGGAGGCUGUGGGGAUUCACAUUGACGCUGAUCCACGUCUCCGCGGUGCUCCUGGUGUGGACCGGGGCUCCGCGGGCCGGGGAGGCGUGUGCUGCCGCGGAGGAGCAGCGGGGAACCAGCGCCGACGCCCUCCUGCUGUGCCGGACGUGCGGACACGAGCUGGCGACCGGGGCGGACAUUCGCUCCGUCCCCAGCCGACUGGCGCUGUCCUCCCGCAACCACACGCUGCCCGGGGGCCGGCGGGUCAACGUGCAGCUGUUCGAGAACCCCCACGGGCUCCGCUUCGAGGUGUUCACCUUCAGGAAGGCGGAUGUGGAUCAGCACUGGCCGGCGGACAAACACUUCACCUGGUUCCCCGGGUUCUCGUGGACCGCGGCCACCUGUCCCCGGUGUCGGACCCAUCUAGGAUGGGCCUUCCAGCCGAGCGUCUGGCCCAACACCAUCACAAAAUCUCAAUUUGAGGAGUCAGAUCAAACCUUCGUGGCUUUAAUCACCCAUCGACUGCUCAGUGAGGACUUUGCUUCCAGCCUGCUGAUGACUCCCAAAUCCUUCACCAGCUGAUGGACUCUUGACUGUUCAGUUAACCUUGGUGCCUUCUCUGUGACCUUUCCCUUAAAUAAAUGUCUAUACGCCUCCUUGGUUUGAAGACUCCCA